This is a messenger RNA of Erinaceus europaeus (western European hedgehog), 2237 nucleotides long. RefSeq names its product EH domain containing 2 (gene EHD2). Gene Ontology annotation, molecular function: protein binding; calcium ion binding; GTP binding. Gene Ontology annotation, biological process: endosomal transport; endocytosis. The transcript has 5 exons. NCBI's taxonomy places the organism in Eukaryota, Metazoa, Chordata, Mammalia, Eulipotyphla, Erinaceidae. Gene Ontology annotation, cellular component: cytoplasm; plasma membrane. The record is from RefSeq and is a predicted model, not a curated record. Bases 97 to 1731 code for a protein of 544 amino acids.
CUUCAUCACCUCCCUCUCCCCCUCCUCCAGGCAGUCCUCCAUCAACUCCCGCUGCCCCUGCACACCUCCCUCCGCCCUCCAGGCAGCGCUGCCGCCAUGUUCAGCUGGAUGAAGCGGGGCGGGGGCCGGGGCCAGCAGCCCGAGGCCAUCCGCACGGUGACCUCGUCCCUCAAGGAGCUGUACCGCUCCAAGCUGCUGCCCCUGGAGGAGCAUUACCGCUUCGGGUCCUUCCACUCGCCGGCGCUGGAGGACGCGGACUUCGACGGCAAGCCCAUGGUGCUGGUGGCCGGCCAGUACAGCACGGGCAAGACCAGUUUCAUCCAGUACCUGCUGGAGCAGGAGGUGCCGGGCUCCCGCGUGGGCCCCGAGCCCACGACCGACUGCUUCGUGGCCGUCAUGCACGGAGAGGCCGAGGGCAUCGUGCCCGGAAACGCGCUGGUCGUAGACCCUGAGAAACCCUUCCGCAAGCUCAACCCCUUUGGGAACACCUUCCUUAACAGGUUCAUGUGCGCCCAGCUCCCCAACCAGGUCCUGGAGAGCAUCAGCAUCAUCGACACGCCUGGCAUCUUGUCUGGGGCCAAGCAGAGAGUGAGCCGCGGCUAUGACUUCCCGGCGGUGCUGCGCUGGUUCGCGGAGCGUGUGGACCUGAUCAUCCUGCUGUUCGACGCGCACAAGCUGGAGAUCUCGGACGAGUUCUCAGAGGCCAUCGGCGCGCUGCGUGGCCACGAGGACAAGAUCCGCGUGGUGCUCAACAAGGCUGACAUGGUGGAGACGCAGCAGCUGAUGCGCGUCUACGGGGCGCUCAUGUGGGCGCUGGGCAAGGUGGUGGGCACCCCCGAGGUGCUGCGCGUCUACAUCGGCUCCUUCUGGUCCCAGCCGCUGCUCGUGCCCGACAACCGGCAACUCUUCGAGCUGGAGGAGCAGGACCUCUUCCGCGACAUCCAGGGCCUGCCGCGCCACGCUGCGCUGCGCAAGCUCAAUGACUUGGUCAAGCGCGCGAGGCUGGUGCGGGUGCAUGCCUACAUCAUCAGCUACCUGAAGAAAGAGAUGCCGUCUGUAUUUGGGAAGGAGAACAAGAAGAAACAGCUCAUCCUCAAGCUGCCUGUAAUCUUUGCCAAGAUUCAGCUGGAGCAUCACAUCUCUCCUGGCGACUUUCCUGACUGCGAGAAGAUGCAGGAGCUGCUGAUGGCUCACGACUUCACCAAGUUCCACUCGCUGAAGCCCAAGCUUCUGGAGGCACUGGACGACAUGCUGACCCAUGACAUCGCCCAGCUGAUGCCGCUGCUGCGCCAGGAGGAGCUGGGGAGCACGGAGGUGGGCGUGCAGGGCGGCGCCUUUGAGGGCACCCACAUGGGCCCCUUUGUGGAGCGGGGUCCCGACGAGGCCCUGGAGGAUGGCCAGGGGGGCUCCGACGACGACGAGGCCGAGUGGGUGGUGACCAAGGACAAAUCCAAGUAUGACGAGAUCUUCUAUAACCUGGCACCGGCCGACGGCAAGCUGAGCGGCUCCAAGGCCAAGACCUGGAUGGUGGGGACCAAGCUGCCCAACUCCGUGCUUGGCCGCAUCUGGAAGCUGAGCGACGUGGACCGGGAUGGCAUGCUGGACGACGAGGAGUUUGCGUUGGCCAGCCACCUAAUAGAGGCCAAGCUGGAGGGCCAUGGGCUGCCCACCAACCUGCCCCGCCGCCUGGUGCCACCCUCCAAGCGGCGCCACAAGGGCUCGGCUGAGUGACCUCCCCCCCGCCCUGCUGUGGCUCCCCGGUGCACGCUACCCCACCCCAUACACACACAUACACACAUACACACACAGCCACAUGCACCCUUCCUCCAGCCUUUCACCAGUGUAUCGCCCCCCUGUAUCGCCCCCUGCACGUUGGCACGUCUCACUGACCACUGACACACACAACCUUCCAGGUGCCUGGCAUUCAUUCAUUCAUUCCAGUAUUUAUUGAGCACUUACUAUGUUCAGGGUCCUGUACUUGGCCCUGGAGGUUACAGCACAUGACACACUGCGGCAAACACCGGCCUUCCUGCAUCGAUGGCUCCCAGGUGAGGACCCUUAUGAACACGUGUACACACCUACAGACACAUAGACAGACAUACACAUACAUACAUAAAGACAGACACACAGAGAUACAGACAUACACAGACACACAGGCAAGUUCCAUCUGGCCCUAGAAACCAGUCUGCUCCCCCAUUCCAGCAGCUCCCACCACCACCACCUGCUCCCCACCUGAC